UGCUGUGCCCCUCCGGUGAUCCUUAUUGACAGGCCUGUCUCCCGUGCCACUCCAGGUUGAAAUCCAAUAACGAGAUGGCGAGUCUGAACGCCUCCUUUGCGGAGGCCUUUUCCAAAGAGACAUGGGCCCUGUAUAGUGUCGGAGUCCUGGGUGUUGUGCUGCGAUUCGCAGCACGAAUACGCCGUCUCGGCUGGCAGAACCUCCAGUCGGACGACUACGUGAUGCUAUUCGCCGUCGUCUGGUAUACGCUUCUCUGCGUCGCACUCAAUCAAGUCGCCCACAUAGGAGGGUCCAAUUUAAUGGACGAGGAGGAUAUAAAACUGUUAACCCCGUCCAUCAAGGCGGACCGUAUCCGGGGAAGCAAAUGGGUCUUCUUCUCCGAGCACUCCUUCCUGCUGUGUGUGUACUCGCUGAAGGCUUGCAUGUUGGUGAUCUAUGCCCGUAUCACUGAGGGACUCCGCCAACGCUCAUGGGUCAACUACCUGUCGAUAUACACCUUUGCCGGCUUCGUUGGCAACGAGCUGUCGCUCUUCCUCAUCUGCCGGCCCUUGUCCAACUACUGGGCGGUGCCUACCCCGAACGAUCAAUGCUCAACCUACCAAUACUAUGAGAUCAUCCAAGGGUGCUUCUCCAUCUCGGCAGACGUGUUCAUGCUGCUCAUCGGACUCCCGCUGAUGGUGCAAGUGCGCGUGCCCAUGAAGCAGAAGCUGAUCCUGCUGAUCCUCUUCGGCAUGGGCAUCUUCGUCAUCGUGGCCGCCGUCCUGAACAAGAUCUACUGCCUCGUGCCGUCUCUCAUCUCCUAUGUCUACAUGAACUGGUACUUCCGGGAAGCCACGGUCGCCAUCCUGGUCACCAACCUGCCGCUGAUCUGGUCUCUCCUCCGCGACGUGUUCCCCGCCCUGAAGAGCUGGACGGGAGGAUCGCGCCGCCAGACGAACGACCGGUACAAGACAGGCCCCUGGACCAGCAAGGGGGCGGCGUACCGCAACUACGGCCCUCACAGCCAGCUGCGCUCGGGCGAGUUCAGCAUGCACGCCUACAACCAGAGCACGGUGGUGACACCGCAGAAGACCAUCUCGGACGUCAGCCUGGAGCCCAGCGAAGAUCGCGAACUCAGCGACGACGGGUCCGAGCGCGCCCUCCGCAUCCGCCAGGACGUGACGGUGACGGUGGAGCGAGAGACUCGCCCGCCCGACUUCUGGGAGGCCGGCCAGUCGUCCCCUCCGGCGCAUAACAACUUGAAUCUUCGCCAGCCCGAGCCAUGAUCGAUUAUUAUUCUUGGGUGUCUGCAAACAAAAAAAAAGAACUUCGACUACACUACACACUCUCUUACACAUUCUCUUGAAAUUUUCUUUUCUUUUAUUUUUUUUUUCAUUUACCUUUCUUCCUUCUAUUCUUGUACAUAUAACUCUUACUCGGCUGUCCCACUGAUCAUCGGGGGUUGUGGGGGGCCAUCCAUUACGACGACGGUUUUGGGAUUUGGG
Aspergillus heteromorphus CBS 117.55 is the source of this 1484-nucleotide messenger RNA. RefSeq lists its product as uncharacterized. The transcript is spliced from 4 exons. NCBI's taxonomy places the organism in Eukaryota, Fungi, Ascomycota, Eurotiomycetes, Eurotiales, Aspergillaceae. The record is from RefSeq and is a predicted model, not a curated record. Bases 75 to 1265 code for a protein of 396 amino acids.